AUGGUCCUGCAGCCAGUCGGUGACGACGCUGGCCCUGCUGACGUCGUCGGCUCGGUCGAUGCCGGCAUCCUCGCAGCCGCAUGGAGUCCCGACGAAGACCUCCUUGUGCUGAUUACCGGCGGCGCGACGCCGCGCCUCUUGCUCAUGACGCGCCAUUGGGACGUGGUCCAUGAGGCGCCGCUCGCCACCGACGACUUUGGCGCCGAGGCCCCCGUCAAUUUUCACGGCUCCGAAGGCAAGCAGGCGGCGAUGGCCGCGGCACAGGCACCGGCCGCCGGCGACCCGCGCGGUCCCCUCGUGCCCGACGACGACGGCCUGCCGCGCGUGUCGUGGCGCGCCGACGGAGCCUACUUUGUCGUGUCGAGCGCGGAGCCAAGCGCCGACGGCGCGCACCAGCACCGCCUCCUCCGCAUCUACACGCGCGCCGGCGUGCUCAGUGCCACGUCCGAUCCGUCUGUGCGUGGGAUCUCGCACGUUCUGGCCGUCCGCCCGACCGGCAACCUCAUCGCCACGUCGCAGCGCAUGGGCGGUCCGUAUGCGCCCGGGCGCACGGGGCGGCACGACAUUGUGUUUUUUGAGCGCAACGGCUUGCGGCAUGGCGAAUUCUCCCUGCGCGAGGACGCGGCGAGCAUGCCCGACGUGCCGCUCGCACCGUCCGUGCCGCCGCUGGGUCCGUGGGUCAGGGAGCGCACAAUUGAGCGCCUCGCAUGGAACGCCGACGGCACUAUCCUCGCCGUACACCUGCGCGGCGCCACGCAUGUGCUGCAGCUGUGGACGACCGGCAACUACCACUGGUACCUGAAACACGAGGCCGAGUACGACGUGGUGCACGAUAUUGCGUGGCACCCCGAGCAGCCGCUCACCCUGCUCGUCGCGCACACCUCCGUCGAGCUACGCACGUUUUGGCUCGAGACGCCGUGCUCGCGUGGCCUGCCGCCGCACGAUGCGGCGUGUGCGGCCGUCGUCGAUGGGGCACACGUACUGCUCACGCCCUUCCGCUGGCACAAUGUGCCGCCGCCUAUGUGCGCGGUCGCUCUGGCCGAUUCGCCAACGCCCGCGGCACCUGCUACACCCGUGCAUGUCGCCUGGACUACGUACGCGGCCGACGGCGCGACCACGGACCUGCUCGCGCUCCUGUACGCAGGCGGCCAUGUGCAUGUGUGGGCGCUCGAGUAUGGCCCGCUCGCCACGUCGCAGCGCCCCCGCCCAGCGCUCAUGCCGCGCCGCGUGGCGACGUGCACGCUGCCGGAUGCUGCGCGUGCCAUUCAGGUGGCCCUGACGGUAAGCGACACGCGCCUGACGGUCGCUGCGCUUGUGCCGGAUGCACAGGAUCCCGCGCUCGUGCUUGCCGCGCUGCCGUGGCCCGCCGCCAGCGGCAUCUCCCAGGUGCAGCGCGUGCUGCUGAGCCCGGCUACCGCAUGGCGUCUUGUCUCUGUGGCUGGCACCGCCUCGUUCGCCGUGCACGACAGCCACGGGUAUGUUGCGAUGCAUUCUCUCGAGGCCGCGCCGCUCGAGCUCGAACCUCUUGCCGCCUUCUGCCCGACGCUCUUUGUGGUACGCGCCGACGCCGCCGUGCCGUUCGUUCCGAUCGGCCUCGCGCCGCAUGGGCCGGUGCUGACGCCUGAGCGGGUGCUGGCGAAGGAGGCUACAUCGCUCACGCUGACGCACCGCGUGGCGAUAUGGACGACGCCAUCGCACACGGCGCAGUUCCUCCCCCUCGCCGCACUCUCUGGCACCACGCAGAUGCUCGAGCUGGGCCGCCGCGUCGAGCGUGGCAGUCGCAUCGUGACGACCGUGCCGAGUGCGAUGGCGCUCGUCCUACAGAUGCCGCGCGGCAACCUCGAGACGGUGUACCCGCGGCCGCUCGUGCUCGAUGUGAUUCGCGCGCACCUGGAUGCCCAGGCAUACGGCGAGGCGCUGCGCAUCAGCCGUGCACACCGCGUGGACCUAAACCUACUGCACGACCAUGCGCCGGCCGUGUUCCUUGCGGACGUGCCGCGCGUGCUCGCGCAAAUCGAGCACCCGGACCACAUCAACCUGCUGCUCUCGAGCCUGCGCAACGAGGAUGUGACGGCGACGCUGUACCGAGCGUGGGAGCCUACCGCACCGGCGGCCGCCGCCGACCUCUCGACCAAGGUGAAUCGUGUGUGUGCGGCGUUCCUUGCGGCGCUCACCGCGGCCGACGAGCGGCGGUACCUCUCGUCGAUCCUGACCGCGCACGUGCGGCAGGUGCCGCCGGACCUGGAGGGCGGCCUUGCAGUGCUGCGCAAAUACCUGGCCAUGGAUGCGGCGCUCGCUGACGAGGCGUGCAAGUACAUCAUCUUCCUGGUGCCGGCUGACGAGCUGUACAAGGUCGCGCUCGGCAUGUACGACCUGGAGCUGGCGCUGCAGAUUGCGCAGCAUUCGCCGCGUGACCCGCGCGAGUACGUGCCGUUCCUGCGCGAGCUGCGUGCCAAGACGCCGCCGGCGUACCAGCGCUUUUUCAUCGACGACCAUCUUGGACGGCACGGCAAGGCCCUGCGCUCGCUCGCACUCGCCGGCGAGUCGUAUGCGGACGAGGCGCUGGCGUACAUGGUCCAACACAAGAUCUACCGCGAGGGCCUCGCGGCUUGGGCGCAUACGCCCCGCCUGCCCCAGGUGUACGGGCUCUUUGGCGACUAUCUCAGUGCGCACCAGCGGCCUGCUGAGGCGGCCACCGCGUUCCAACUCGCGCACCGCCCAGGGGACGCGCUUCGUGCGUUCCGCGAGGCGGAUCAGUGGGCACAGGCUCUGACAGUGGCGCUGGAGAUGCAGCUUCCGCGUGCCGAGCUCGUGCAGCUUGCGCACGACAUGUCGGAGCAGCUCGAGGAGCAGCACAAGUACGAGGCCGCCGCGCGCGUCCUACUCCAGGUGCAGGAGGCCGAGUCGGGCAUUGCGCUGCUGUGUCGCGCGCAUGCCUUCGUCGACGCGCAGCUGGCGUGUGCGGCGCAGGGCCGUCACGACCUGCUCGAGACGCACGUGGCGCCUGCCGCGCUCGAGGCGCACACGACGCUCAUUGAGGAGGCCGACGAUAUGGCAUCCCAGCUGGAACGGCAGGUCCAGCGCCUCGCCGAGCUGGACGCCAAGCGCACCGAGGAUCCGAGCGCCUUCUACGUCGACGAGGACCAUGCGCCGGCGCCCGACCAUGUGGACGUGAUGAGCGAUGUUUCGCAGCUCACGCAGUUCACACGCUACACCGCUGCGACGAGUCUCGCCCCGAGUCUGUCGACGCUCUCGCUCGGUUCCAAGCGCACAUCGCGCCAAAAGUCGCAGGCCAAGAAAGAGGCCAAGAAAAAGCUCACGGGCCGCAAAGGCAGUGUAUACGAAGAGGGCUACCUGCACGACUCGCUGCAAAAGCUGCUUGGCACACGCCUUAACGCGCUGCAGCGCGACGUGGCACGGCUGCUCCCGGUCCUCAUCACACUCGGAGAGCGCGCACGCGCAGCGGCGCAGGCGCUCCAGGCCCGGCUGCUCGCCCUCGAGGCACAGGCGGCACAGGCUGCGUCGGAGCUAGAGGCGCGUGCGGCCGCACAGGAACGCGAUCGCGGCGAGGCGACGCAGGCACUCGCUGCACAGAUCCUCCAACUUGCGCAUGCUCCAGGCGCAGGGGAGGCCGCCGGCACCGCCCUCGAGGCGCUUUGGGCAUGGCGCCACGCUGCCGCACGACCCCAGCGCCCAGCGCCUAGCGUCUCGUCCGAACCGUGGAAGCUGCACCUGCUUGAGCCGCCGCCGCCCAUGUAG
Messenger RNA from Malassezia sympodialis ATCC 42132, 3759 nucleotides. RefSeq lists its product as uncharacterized. The transcript is spliced from 2 exons. Lineage: Eukaryota; Fungi; Basidiomycota; Malasseziomycetes; Malasseziales; Malasseziaceae. Gene Ontology annotation, molecular function: tRNA binding. Gene Ontology annotation, cellular component: cytosol; elongator holoenzyme complex. The record is from RefSeq and is a predicted model, not a curated record. Gene Ontology annotation, biological process: tRNA wobble base 5-methoxycarbonylmethyl-2-thiouridinylation. The coding region runs from base 1 to 3759 and encodes 1252 amino acids.